GGUGCACAUUGUUUUCCGUCGCGUGUGAAAAUUGCUGAGUGUAUAAAAACUGUGCAAACUUAGAGAAAACUUCUGCAUUUGGUUGAAAGUUCUAUGCUGACAAGAUGAAGUUCCGCGCACUGAUGCAGGAUCCGCUGUACAUGAAAGAGUUCCAGGCCAUUGUAGCCACUUUGACCAAGCUGGCGAAAGAUUGCGUGAUGAUUCUGGGCUCUCGACAGAUGCAUUUUAUCGUAAACGAGGAUCAGAGCUCCGCUGCAUCGCCCUUGGUUUGGGCAGGAAUUGCAGCUGACGAGUAUUUCCCGGAGUAUCGCAUGGAGGCUGCUCACCCGGAUCAGGAGUACAUAGUUCUAGGCGUGUCUUCGGCGAACCUCGGAAGAGCUUUAUCAGUGCUUCGCGGUGGAGGCGUAAACAGCUGCAAACUAAAGCUGCAGAGAAUUCAGUUUCCGUGCAUUUCAGUAAUAGCCUCGGUGCUUACGUCGUCUUCAACAGAAGCCCGUGAAGUGGUGCACGAUGUUCCAGUGACCAUAAUCCCGGGCAGCGAUUGGUCUGCCUACGUUGUACCGAGAGUUCCAAACUCGCAGUUGGCCUUGGGCCUACCAAGCCUAAGAUUGCUCAAAAGUCUCAUUGACAAGCUGAAGAACAUAUCACCCAGCCUUGAGUUUCAGGCCAACUUGGACGGAGAGCUCAAUGUCAUAGCCACCUCUGAAAUGUCCACUGUGACUAGUCGAUUCCAAAAAUUACUAAUUCGAACUGUGGCAGGAUCCCAGCAGGAAGCGUCCUGCUCCGUGGAUUCAAGAAAAGCCUCUGCCUUCUUCGGAGCACUUCAACUCCCUAACGAGGAACUGACUAUUGGGAUUGACCGUGAGCAUUCCAUCCAUCUGCAGAUCGAUGUACGACAGGAUGUUGUUCUGCACUCUAUUCUGCCAGCUGUUUGUAUGUAGUUCUUAGGUUUGCUUAGCUUACCUGUAAUAAAUGCCACUUGAUGUAUUGAGGUGUAAUAAAUGUUUUUAACGCUAAA
Drosophila mauritiana is the source of this 1018-nucleotide messenger RNA. RefSeq names its product checkpoint protein HUS1 (gene Hus1-like). The record is from RefSeq and is a predicted model, not a curated record. Gene Ontology annotation, cellular component: checkpoint clamp complex; nucleolus; site of double-strand break. Bases 105 to 941 code for a protein of 278 amino acids. Lineage: Eukaryota; Metazoa; Arthropoda; Insecta; Diptera; Drosophilidae. Gene Ontology annotation, biological process: mitotic intra-S DNA damage checkpoint signaling; telomere maintenance; double-strand break repair via homologous recombination. The transcript is spliced from 2 exons.